ACUACUGUAGUCAUUUAAAGGAUCACUUCAAAAACUUUUCAGCGCAUUAGAGGGACAGAUGAUGAUGAUGAACUGUCGUCAUUUUAUCAUCCAUUGAUUAGCGAUCUCCUGUGGGUGCGCGCGCGUCCUCUGUCCAGACAGCCGCGCGCCUGUCCUCUAGACAGCGGCGGCGAGGAGGCGAAGGCGGCCUGGCCUGCCUGGAAUAGACGCAGGACGCCGACGUCAAAGCAACAAGCGAAGAACUCCCCUCGGCCGGGCCACGUAGCGGGGCGGCUUAGGUCGCCGCUCGGGCACCCGUCGGCAACAGCCCCGCGUCGCGGUUCAUCUCGGGACAGCGGGUUCUUCUCCACUCCCCUCCCGUGGUAGAAGAAGCACAUGAAACCCGGAUUGUGCGCGAUCCUGCCUGCAUGGGCUCCGGGAGGAGGUAAGUGAGCCUGGCAACCAACAAGUCAGCCAAACAAGCAGCCGGACAGCCAACCGGACCGCCACUUCAUCCCGACCCGUUCAUAUGUACGACACGCCGGAGGAUGCGCUCGCUGCUCAUCAGCAGCCGGUGACCGAAGCUGCGGGGACCGACUCCGGUGAUGCUCAGUUCAUGGACCCUCAUGGCAGAACCACGUGAAGUGCGUCUUUCUACUACUUUACCUGCACUUUCCUGUACAGGAAGUGAACUUUAGCUUCGCUGGCUGUUAUUUUUAAAGCUCAUGGAGGCACGCGCAGGACCGGUUGUAUGUCUUUCUGACAUAAUUUCCCGCCCCGAACAACAUGGAGGCUUUGUUUGAAUCCGGUUGACUGUCUCAUACACCUCAUCCCCUCCUUCCUGUUGAGGGAAGUUGGGGGUUUGGUGGGGUAGCUCUUCCCUUUUAUCACUUCAGCAUCCUAACUUUUCAUGAAAUCCUGCCAAAGUCUCAAGGAGGAGGUCUCCAUCCCGUGCCUUGGCGGGAUGUCGCAGGAGGAGGGACGCAGGUCGCAAGUGUCGCAGUCCUACUACCAUCCCCCCAACCCAGAGGUGGACCUGACGGGCAAGCUUUAUAAGAGGGAGGCGGGCGGCAAGCCCUACUCGGUACUGGUGGACAACAAAAUGACGACGAAGACGGCGGUGGGUGACAACGAUCAGCCAUAUUUCCGCGAGGGCGCGCCGGGAAGAGAUGUACGAACGGAGGUGGACGAGGCCACCUCAGAGGACACCGAAGAUGACGACGAGGAAGAGGAAGGCGAGGACGACGGCGAGGAGGAGGGCUUCAAGCGUGAGCAGAUCAUCGUGGAGGUCAACCUCAACAAUCAGACCCUCCACGUAUCCAAGGGCGACAACAAAGGCGGCGCGACCGGAGACGAUUCCGAAAGAGGUUUCAGCGAGGAUGACGAGGAUGGGGAAGAGCGUGAAGAUGAGAGCCCCGACGAUAAUGAGGACGACGAAGAGGACGAGGAGAUGGAAAGCCGGAGGACGAGGUCAAAGAGGGCCCACAGAAGUGCUGGUGGCGCUUCCGGCCAGUCACAGAGGAAGAGUCUCCGGACAGCUCUGAGCUCGCCGGCCUCCGGGAUGACCACCAGGGGACGACGGAAGCACGCCGAGACGGUAAAGGGCCACCGUCGCUCCGCCCGCUCAGCGCCGCUGCCGUCCGCGGCCGCCUUGGUGCCGGGCGGCAAGGCCGAAGGAGAAAAGGAGAUGCUGGCGUGUGAAAAGUGCCCCCGCGUGUUCAACACACGCUGGUACCUGGAGAAGCACAUGAACGUGACGCACAGGAGGAUGCAAAUCUGCGACAAGUGCGGGAAGAAGUUUGUUCUGGAGAGCGAGCUGGCCUUGCACCAGCAGACCGACUGCGAGAAAAACAUCCAGUGUGUCUCCUGCAACAAAUCCUUUAAGAAGCUGUGGUCACUGCACGAGCACAUCAAGAUCGUGCACGGCUACGCAGAAAAGAAAUUCUCGUGCGACAUCUGCGAAAAGAAGUUCUACACCAUGGCCCACGUCCGCAAGCACAUGGUUGCUCAUACCAAGGACAUGCCGUUCACCUGCGAGACCUGUGGCAAGUCAUUCAAGCGCAGCAUGUCCCUCAAGGUGCACUCCCUGCAGCAUUCUGGAGAGAAGCCCUUCCGUUGCGAGAACUGCGACGAGCGCUUCCAGUACAAGUACCAGCUGCGCUCACACAUGAGCAUCCACAUCGGUCACAAGCAGUUCAUGUGCCAGUGGUGCGGCAAAGACUUCAACAUGAAGCAGUAUUUUGACGAGCACAUGAAAACGCAUACAGGAGAGAAGCCGUUCAUUUGCGAGAUUUGCGGCAAGAGCUUCACCAGCCGGCCCAACAUGAAGCGCCACCGCCGCACGCACACGGGAGAGAAGCCAUACCCCUGCGAGGUGUGCAACCAGCGCUUCCGCUUCUCCAACAUGCUCAAGGCGCACAAGGAGAAGUGCUUCCGGGUCACCAGCCCCAUGGUGCUGCAGACCGGCGGGCCGCCGGUGCCGGUUGGCAUUUUCGCCAGCACUUUCUCCACCUCCUCCUCCUCUUCGUCAUCCUCCGGUCCCGGCCCUUCCGCGGCGUCCCCGCCGGCCGUCACCGCCGCGACCGCCCAGGGGCUCACCGCGCCCGGGGCGGCCUUGCCCUCGCGGGGAUCUUUGGGACACGCUUUCGCCCACGUGCAGCUGCACACGGCCUCCUCGCACCACCACCCCCAACAGCACCUCGCAAAUUCAGCCCAAGCCGCGCCGCCGCACAACCCGCUCCAUGCCCACCAUCACCACCACCACCUUGCGGUGCCCCCGGUCGCCCACCUGCCGCCCCCACCUGCCCUUUUUAAAAGCGAGCCUCUAAACCACUGUGGGCACGAAGAGAGCAGCUACCUGCACCACAUGGCUCCCGCAGAGAAGGGUCCCGGAGCCCCUCAACAUCACUGAAUUACGAACCAAAAACCUGCGGACCCCCCUUCCCCCUGGUCACAUGUACGUACCAUCAACACCUUGGAUGUGUCAACAACUGGGCCACUUUUUUUCCCCUUCAAGCUAAUCCCAGUCCUUCAUUUACACCAACCACGUGGCACCAAGUUAAGCUACAUUUUCACCAAGCAGUACAGCUCACUUCAGGUCCUUAUCACAAAAGGUUCCUAAAUAUCUUGUACUCCCGCUUUGUGCAACAUUUGUAGUGGUAUGGUACAGUCCACCUGCUGUUCACUGAUUGGGCAGUUUGUAAUAUAGAAUGUAAGGGGCCCAAAAUUGCAAGUUUACCUUGGAUUUAAGCUAACUUGUUUGGUUCACAUUGGGUACAGUAAAGGAACAAAAUGCAAUACAUUGAAGUGCUUUUCAGUUAUGUAAACCUGAACACAUUGACAUUUAAAAUGAAACAAACCGCUAGCAGUAAAUUCUCCAAUAAAUGAAAGAUUAUCUAAUUAAAAAAAAAAAAUUGGGGGGCGGGCAAAAGGUGACCUUAUUUUUAGGUGAAUGCUGCAAACUGUUAAGGGCACAAGCCACAGGGCCGGACCCAAAUGCAGGACUCCGAGACGAGGACAUGAUAUUAAACGUGGUUUUUUUUCCAAACUGAGGUCAUGUACCAAUAAGCAAUCCAAAUCAGGCAGAAGCAAAAAAAAAACCGCUAGGCUACAGGCAACAUCCAAAAACAUAAGGUAAAGCUCCGAUGACUAUGAGGCAACACAUGACACGUGAACAAAAACGAGACUAUGGGGGUGCAGAUACGCCGUGACAAGUGGAUGCUCUCCACAAAACCUGCGACUUACGCACUGUAGCAGAGUAUCCCAAAAUGCAACGAACUGGCAAAUGCUUAGCCGCUUAUCCUCACGAGGGUCGCGGGGAGUGCCGGAGAGCCCAUCCGAGCUGUCAACGGGCAGGAGGCGGGGUACACCCUGAACUGGUCGGCAGCCAAUCGCAGGGCACAUGGACACAGACAACAGUCGCACUCACAAUCACAAUCACACCUAGGGGUAAUUUAGAGGGUCCAAAUAAUGUUGCAGCACUAAAAGCUUGAUCAAUUAUAAAAAAAAAAAGUUAUAGUAUGCAGUAUUUCAAAUGUUUCUUUUUAUGAAAAUGCAACAUUUGUGGUGUUGGUGUUUUUUUUUCUUUUUAUUAGAACGUUACAGAUGUAGACAAGUAUAACACUAACACUACAGUCUGGUCUUCGUUGUAGUUUGCCACGGCCAGAGGUGGAGCACCGCUGUGUUUGUUUACAGAGCAGAGUUCAAGCUUAAAGCGGUUUCACUUCCCAUCCCUUUUGCCGAAUGUUGCGCGGGGGGACUUAGUAGGCCUCUGUACUAAGACCGAAAGAUCCGUCCCAGAAAAAUAAUCAAUACAUCCGCCCUUACGUCUCACUUUGAAGUGAAAACUGGUCUAAAAAAAGGUUCUGAACUCGAUCCCGUCGACGUUCCUGUGUGUUGUUGUGGGCUGUUUGGUGGAAACGUGGCUUAACGACGGCGCCAUCCCACUCCGCUCUAUGAAUUUUUCACGAAUCUUUGACCUCCCGAGCGGGGUCACAAAAGGCCGUUAAUGUAAGGGUGCUCCUCUGGAACACAUUUCAUGUGUUUGAAAAGGCAGGUACAGCCCGUCUAAUUUUAGACGAGCUUUACAAGUGGUGAGUAUUCUCAAAUGGAUUGUGGGUGGACUUUUUUUUUUUUUGGGGUAUUUUUUUUCCUGGAUGUCCAAAAUAUUCUGUGAAUGUUGUCGCUGGUUGAAGAACGCAGUACCACGGAGUACAGCCUGAAAGAAAAGGGUGGAAUUUUAUUUGUAAUUUUUUUUCCGACUUAAAAUCGAGCUCUUAUGGAAUGAGAUCCGUGGCGGUUUAAUGACGCUUUCCAUUCCGGUAGACGCGAUCGCUUUACUUUUGCUUCGCCGUUCGAAUUCCAGCCAAGCCGCGCGGCUAAACGUGGGGCCGGUCAAGAAAAGGAUCGUUGGGAAGAAACUCAGGUUUUACAGGACGGGAAAAGAUGAGCGCCAACUCCUCGCUUGUUCCGCACCGCAACUGUGAGGGCCCCGCACACGUGGGGCGCCCCCGAUCAGGGACCAAACCCUCAACCCCAGCCCCCACCCCUGUUCCCCUUCCUCCCCGAUUCUCCACUUCUGCCACGCUGCUGUCAAUAAUACGGGUUGCCAUGUUAAACCUCAUUUAACAUGUUCACUCAACACACACCCGAGUCCCUCGCUUUACUUGAUCGUUUUCCAACCUCGGUCCCGCCCGAGCUCAUUUUUAGCCCGUUGAAUGUUGCCCGCGCGGAAGGACGGACGAUGAUUUUUUUUGGGGGGGGGCGGACGACGUGGCAGGCGCGUUUUGCAGCUUCCCGUUACUUGGACGCAAAUCAAGUCGGUCGCAAGCGCGCCAACGAUCACAUCGCUAACAAAAAUGUAUCAGCCGAUGGUGUGAAUGUCAUUCCCUUUCAAAUAGAGAGCGGCGACUGUCAGCGGAGGUGCAGUACUGCGCAAAAGUCCCAGGCGAGCAUUAAGAUUUCUCGUUUGAUCCAUACGAUAUUAAUGUGGCUCCACCUCCUUUUUACGCAGCCUGGAAUUCUUUGCCUUUUUUCCAGGUUGCAGAUGUGAGAGCCAAGCCGCAUGUUUUGCUUUAGAAACAACUAGCAGGCAAAAAAUAUCGCAAUGAGUGUAUACGGUGAGGCGGCACGGUCGGCCUCACAGUUCUGAGGUCACGGGUUCAAUCCCGGCCCCGCCUGUGUGGAGUUUGGAUGUUCUCCCCGUGCCCGCGUGGGUUUUCCUCCGGGAACUCCGGUUUCCUUCCACAUCCCAAAAACGUGCAACAUUAAUUGGAGACUCUAAAUUGUCCCUAGGUGUGAUUGUGAGGGUGGCUGUUCUCUGUCUCAAUGUGCCCUGUGAUUGGCUCGUGACCAGUUCAGGGUGUACCCUGCCUCCCGCCAGUUGACAGCUGGGAUAGGCUCCAGCAAGCCCCAUGACCCUCUUGAGGAUAAGCAGCGAGGUUAAGGGAUGGGUUUAUAUGGUGAUAGCUUGAGAUACGAGUUUAAAUUGUUCCUUGACCAUGCUCAAAACUCAACACCGCCCAGCAGGCACAAAACGUGGAUUUUACGUUGAAACAACGUCCAGGUCCAACGUCGAAAAUUCAUUGUUUUAACGUUGUAUUUGUAAAUUGCGACGACGUCACAAUCUAACCUACAAUCAACGUUGUAAUACAAGACAACGUCCAAGUCCAACGUCAAAAAUUAGUUGUUUUAACAUUGUAUUUGUAAAUUGCGACGCCGUCAAACGCUAACCUAGAAUCAAUGUUGUCUUACGACGUUAAAACAACGUCCAGGUCCAACGUCGACAAUUCGUUGUUUUAAUGUUGUAUUCGUAAAUUGCAUCGACGUGACAAUCCAACGUAAAAUCAACGUAGCCAUGCUACAUGGAAAUUGAGCCAUUAAAACUAUAGCUUGAAACCUUUAUUACGCAGUGUCAAACUACCAACAAUUAGCCCACAGUAAUACAUGUAUGUUUAACAUUUCGAACAAAUAACUCUUUUCUUAAAGUACAUUACAAACAAAAUAAAAUAUAGUGUAAUUGAGAGAGUGGAAAUGGCGGCUAGCUAGCCUCUCUGCAGAAGAUGUUUCACCACUCACGACACGACCAACUGACUGAUAGUUUAGACGGAUUAAUUACGAUAAAAAUUGUAAAUCGCAAUGAACGAUUGCCGACAAUUAGAAAACGAGGAACGGCAGCAUCGCGUGCGGUGCGUCGUGGAAAUAUUUUCAGACAGUAACUGACACGUCACGUUAGGUGCGACACUAGGAAUAAACGUUGAAACAACGUAAAAAUUCAACUGUGGAAUUUACGUUGAAUUUCGGUUGUUCGACGUCGCGACCUAAAACAACGUGGAUUCAACGUUGAAUCCACGUCUUGUGCCUGCUGGGCAGUGCCAUUUAGAUGCUAAUAAUUAGUCUAUGGGGCAGCACGGUGUGGCAGUGGCCUCACAGUUUUGAGGACCAGGGUUCAAAUCCUGGCCCCCGCCUGUGUGGAGUUCACAUGUCCUCCCCGUGCCUGCGUGGGUUUUCUCCGGGCACUCCGGUUUCCUCUCUUAUCCCAAACAUGUGCAUUAAUUGGAGAGUCUAAAUUGCCCCUAGGUGUGAUUGUGAGUGCCACUGUUGUCUGUCUCCAUGUGCCGUGCGAUUGGCUGGCGACUAGUUCAGGGUGUACCCCGCCUCCUGCCCGAUGACAACUGGGAUAGGCUCCAGCACUUCUGUGACCCCCGUGAGGAUAAGCAGGUUGGAAAAUAAAUGGACGUAUGGAUGGAUAGUCUAUGUUUUAAUGGCCUUUCCCAUUUUAUGUUAGCAUUCAAGGAGCGGAACCUGUGAGGUCACUUAAUUAAUUCUAUUUGUUUGAUGUUUAGUUUGACAAUAACCUUCGAAAUCUGGGCCUGGCUGAUAUAUCGAUGGAUAAAGAUGUGUUAUUUGGAGCAAAUAAAGAAUAAUUUCCUGGUCAGUGAAGUUAAAUUGGGAAAUUUGGUAUUGCGUGGGGUUGGAAAUCCCUGCAGGACUUGCCGGCAGUGAUGUCACACAUCGCCACUUGGCUGACGGCAGGAUCUCAUCUAAAAAAUUGGUUUGGUUGAGCAUAGACAUCUCGCAAGGGUGGGGGUGAUCCUGCAUCCUAAUCCACCAAUAUUUGCGGAAAUUGGUUUUGGUGCUUAAUAUACUUAAGUGCAGUUUACCAUUUCAAAAUGGUGGACAAAAGACUUUUGCGGAGUACUGUUUAUGAUGUCGUUUUUAUAUAUAUAUAACACCAAUAAUCUUGUAUUUGGGCAGACGGUGGCAUUUAAUCGCGUGUGACUCUCUUUUUACAAUGUUUAAAAGCGAGAAGUUUGAGGUUAUCCCUUCUCCGAUCGAUCGGACCUGCAGUUUGCGCUUUUUUUUUUUUUUAUUGCGGCUCUUCGGUUUCACUUCCCUCAUCAACUCAUCAUCCAGUUGCAAUACGGUUCUUUGUCUUCUCUGAUGCCUUUUUUUUGUUUUGUUUUGUUUGUUUUUGCGUGUAUUCUCUGCACUUUAGCGCCGCGUGGGCGAGGCGCAGGGAAGCGGCGAUUGUAUUGUGAAACGGACCGCAGUCCAGGCUGCGCGUGGUAUGGUUGACGAGUGUUUUUUUUUUAACAUAUAUGAAUAUAUCUAUGUAACUUCCUUUUAGGUGAGGGAAGGAGGAGAACGGCAGGUGAUGUGGAAGGGACCAUAGCAAAAAAAAAAACAUUUUUAACUCAAAAAUCGUGUUUUCCUAAACAAAACAAAAAAAAAAGGAAAGCUUCUUCCUGCUUUCCCCAUCCAAGCUCUGUCCACAGUCCUCUUUUUAUUUUCAUGUUUUUGCUAAGAUGGCCGAAUGAUGAUGAUUAUGAUGAUGACGCUCCUCCUUUCUUUGCUGCAUAGAAUGCACUUUCUACUACUAAAACUCUUGGCUAGUUGCAAAACAAAACAAAAAAAAAUAACAUUGUAUAUUCUAAGAUUAUAAGAUGUUUUAAAAAGGAAAAUCAUUGUACUUUUCCCCCCCUCUCCCCGUUACCCUUCUUUCUAUUUCUAACCACUUAAUGUAGCAUUUAUUGUGUAUUUUAUUAUUAUUGCUAUUAAUAUUAUUGUAUCUGGUACAAAAUGUGCAGCUUUAUAAUGUCCUGUUUUGUUUUUAUUUUUGUAUGUUCUCGCGAGAUUUGAGGAGAUUGGAAAGAAAAAGUUGUGCUUUUUUUUCUUUUUAUUAUUAUUAAUUUUUUUUUGAUAAUGUAC
Syngnathoides biaculeatus (alligator pipefish) is the source of this 8688-nucleotide messenger RNA. It is a transcript of the gene znf652, whose product is annotated as zinc finger protein 652. Gene Ontology annotation, cellular component: nucleus. The coding region runs from base 890 to 2890 and encodes 666 amino acids. NCBI's taxonomy places the organism in Eukaryota, Metazoa, Chordata, Actinopteri, Syngnathiformes, Syngnathidae. The record is from RefSeq and is a predicted model, not a curated record. Gene Ontology annotation, molecular function: RNA polymerase II cis-regulatory region sequence-specific DNA binding; DNA-binding transcription factor activity, RNA polymerase II-specific. Gene Ontology annotation, biological process: regulation of transcription by RNA polymerase II. The transcript has 6 exons.